Molecule: messenger RNA, 1137 nt
Organism: Effrenium voratum
Lineage: Eukaryota; Dinophyceae; Suessiales; Symbiodiniaceae
Source: the annotation of a GenBank genome assembly
AUGGCGAUGGCUUUGCGAUUCCUGCGGCCGCUGCGGGGCGUCCGCGCCUUUGCGGCGCAGCCCAUCAAGUGCAAGGCCGCUGUGGCGCGCGGCGUCAACGAUCUGCGGGUGGAGGAAGUCACCGUGGCUCCACCAGGGCCAAGAGAGGUUCGGCUGAAGGUCCAUUCCAACGCCUUGUGCCAUACCGACAUCUAUACGUUAUCGGGACAAGAUCCCGAGGGCCUCUUUCCCAGCAUCCUCGGUCACGAGGCGGGCACUGAGGUGGAAAGUGUCGGCGAAGGAGUGGUAGGUGACUGCAUCUUUUGCUUCCCGCCGCGUGGCAAGCGCACCAAUCUGUGCCCCAAGAUCCGUGGCACACAAGGCAGUGGAGUCAUGCCGGAUGGCACCAGCAGGUUCACCGAUUCCAGCGGAGCGGAGAUCAAGCACUUUAUGGGGUGCUCCACCUUCUCUGAGUACACUGUGGUUGCAGACAUCUCCUGUGCCAAGGUCUCCGACACGGCGCCCUUGGAUGUUUGCUCCCUGCUGGGUUGCGGCGUGUCGACUGGCCUGGGCGCUGCUUGGAACACCCUGAACGUCGAGGGCGGCUCCAGCGUCGCGGUCUUCGGCCUGGGCGCAGUUGGCCUCUCUGUGAUACAAGGCGCGGCGAUGCGCGGCGCGGCGCGCAUCUUCGCAGUCGACACGAACCCGAAGAAGUUCGUGAUGGCAAAAGAGCUGGGCGCGACAGACUGCGUCAACCCCAAGGACUAUGACAAGCCCAUCCAGCAGGUGCUCGUGGGCAUGACAAAAUGGGGUGUUGACUACACCUUUGACUGCACCGGCAACACGGAGGUCAUGCGAGCGGCUCUGGAGAGCGCGCACCGCGGCUGGGGCGAGAGCUGUGUCAUCGGUGUGGCGGCUGCCGGAAAGGAGAUCAGCACACGACCCUUUCAGCUGGUUACGGGCCGCAAGUGGACCGGAACGGCCUUUGGCGGCUUCAAGGGCAGAUCUGAGGUUCCGCCGCUGAUCGAUGCUUAUGAGUCUGGCCGGCUGAAGUUGGACCACUACAUCACUCACCGCUUCAAGGGUGUGGAAGGCAACCUGCAGGCCGUGGAGGCCUUGCACUCCGGGGAGUGCCUUCGUGCAGUGGUGACCUACUGA